Closterium sp. NIES-65 is the source of this 2463-nucleotide messenger RNA. Lineage: Eukaryota; Viridiplantae; Streptophyta; Zygnematophyceae; Desmidiales; Closteriaceae. The record is from the annotation of a GenBank genome assembly.
AUGGGCGCCCAUAGAGAUAGGCGCCUCCAUCACCCCGCCCGAUUCUCCCGCUUUCCAUCACCCCUCUCCAUUCUCCCUCUUUCCAUCUCCCCGCAGCAUUCUCCUUCUUUCCAUCACCCCGUCCCACUCUCCCUCUUUCCGUCACCCCGCCCCAUUCUCCCUGUUUCCAUCACCUCGCCCCAUUCUCCCUCUUUCCAUCACACCGCCCCAUUCUCCCUCUUUCCAUCACCCCACCCCAUUCUCCCGCUUUCCAUCACCCCGCCCCAUUCUCCCGCUUUCCAUCACCCUGUCCCGUUCUCCCGCUUUCCAUCACCCCGCCGCAUUCUCCCUCUUUCCAUCACCCCGCCCCAUUCUCCCGCUUUCCAUCACCCCGCUCCAUUCUCCCGCUUUCCAUCACCCCGCCCGCUCCAUUCUCCCGCUUUCCAUCACCCCGCCCACUUCUUCUCUUUCCAUCACCCCUCCCCAUUCUCCCUCUUUCCAUCACCCCGCCCCAUUCUCCCGCUUUCCAUCACCCCGCCCCAUUCUCCCUCUUUCCAUCACCCCGCCCCAUUCUCCCGCCUUUCAUCACCCCGCCCCAUUCUCCCGCUUUCCAUCACCUCGCCCAAUUCUCCCGCUUUCCAUCACCCCGCCCCAUUCUCCCGCCUUCCAUCACCCCGCCCCAUUCUCCCUCUUUCCAUCACCCCGCCCCAUUCUCACGCUUUCCAUCACCCCGCCCCAUUCUCCCUCUUUCCAUCACCCCGCCCCAUUCUCCCGCUUUCCAUCACCCCGCCCCAUUCUCCCUCUAUCCAUCACCCCGCCCCAUUCCCUCGCUUUCCAUCACCCCGCCUUAUUCUCCCGUUUCCCAUCACCCCGCCCCAUUCUCCCGAUUUCCAUCACCCCGCCCCAUUCUCCCGCUUUCCAUCACCCCGCCCCAUUCUCCCGAUUUCCAUCACCCCGCCCCAUUCUACCGCUUUCCAUCACCCCGCCCCAUUCUCCCGCCUUCCAUCACCUCGCCCCAUUCUCACUCUUUCCAUCACCCCUCACCAUUCUCCCUCUUUCCAUCACCCCGCCCCAUUCUCCUGCUUUCUAUCUCCCCGCCCCAUUCUCCCUCUUUCCAUCACCCCGCCCCGUUCUCCCGCUUUCCACCACCCCGCCCCUUUCUCCCGCUUUCCAUCACCCCGCCCCAUUCUCCCGCCUUCCAUCACCCCGCCCCAUUCUCCAUCUUUCCAUCACCCUGCCCAAUUCUCCCCCUUUCCAUCACCCCGCCCCAUUCUCCCGCCAUCCAUCACCCCGCCCCAUUCUCCCUCUUUCCAUCACCCCGCCCCAUUCUCUCGCUUUCCAUCACCCCGCCCCAUUUUCCCGAUUUCCAUCACCCCGCCCCAUUCUCCCGCUUUCCAUCACCCCGCCCCAUUCUCCCGCUUUCCAUCACCCCACCCCAUUCUCCCGCUUUCCAUCAUUCCGCCCCAUUCUCCCGCUUUCCAUCACCCCGCCCCAUUCUCCCGCUUUCCAUCACCCCGCCCCACUCUCCCGCUUUCCAUCACCCCGCCCAAUUCUCCCUCUUUCCAUCACCCCUCCCCAUUCUCCCUCUUUCCAUCACCCGGCCCCAUUCUCCCUCUUUCCAUCACCCCGCCCCAUUCUCCCGCUUUCCAUCACCCCGCUCCAUUCUCCCGCUUUCCAUCACCUCGCCCGCUCCAUUCUCCCGCUUUCCAACACCCUGCCCCAUUCUCCCGCUUUCCAUCACCCCACCCCAUUCUCACUCUUUCCAUCACCCCUCCCCAUUCUCCCUUUUUCCAUCACCCCGCCCCAUUCUCCUGCUUUCUAUCACCCCGCCCCAUUCUCCCUCUUUCCAUCACCCCGCCCCACUCUCCCGCCUUCCAUCACCCCGCCCCAUUCUCCAUCUUUCCAUCACCCUGCCCAAUUCUCCCCCUUUCCAUCACCCUGCCCCAUUCUCCCGCCUUCCAUCACCCAGCCCCAUUCUCCCUCUUUCCAUCACCCCGCCCUAUUCUCCCGCUUUCCAUCACCCCGCCCCGUUCUCCCGCUUUCCAUCACCCCGCCCCAUUCUCCCGCUUUCCAUCACCCCGCCCCAUUCUCCCGCUUUCCAUCACCCAGCCCCAUUCUCCCGCUUUCCAUCACCCCGCCCCAUUCUCCCGCUUUCCAUCACCCCGCCCCAUUCUCCCUCUUUCCAUCACCCCGCCCCAUUCUCCAGCAUUCCAUCACCCCGCCCCAUUUUCCCUCGUUCCAUCACCCCGCUCCAUUCUCCCGCUUUCCAUCACCCCGCCCAAUUCUCCCUCUUUCCAUCACCCCACCCCAUUCUCCCGCUUUCCAUCACCCCGCCCCAUUCUCCCGCUUUCCAUCACCCUGUCCCGUUCUCCCGCUUUCCAUCACCCCGCCCCAUUCUCCCGCUUUCCACCACCCCGCUCCAUUCUCCCGCUUUCCAUCACCCCGCCCCUAGAGAUAGGCGCCCCUAGAGAUAGCCGCCCCUAG